UUCUCCUUGGUUGUUGAUAUUCUCUUUUGCACUACUUUGCCUCCAUGGACGGUCUGAGAAUACUAAGCCUCAAGAACUCGAAUACGAAUGCGUUGAUAUGUACAAACAACCUUCGCUACAACACCCUCUACUCAAAAAUCAUAAAAUCCAAGUGAGACCAAGCAACGAAGUCUUAGCCAUGAUAUCGAAAGAUGCAUCACUAGAAGAAGAGUUAUCAAACAAUGAAGCCGUUGCUGAGUUUGAUAUACCAGGAGAAGGAUGUCCUCAAGGACAAGUACCGAUCCAUAAACCAAGAAAUCUCUUCAACAACACGGAGAAACAUUUCUAUUCUAACUAUGGAACUCUUGGUGAACAUGCUGCGAUAGUCAGGAAACAUGAUCCCAGCCCGUCGCGUGGAGCAUCAGCAUGGGUUAGUAUUUACGAGCCUAAAGUGACAAAAGACCAAUUCAGCAUGACUAUAAUUGAGCUCCACACUAAUUAUGGUGACGAAGGCGAACGCACCAGCGCGCAGAUUGGUUGGGCUGUGAACCCUCCAUUAUAUGGCGAUCACCGUUCAAGACUUACUGCAUAUUGGACUCCGGAUGCGAUGGACAACGGAUGUUACAAUGUACAGUGUAAGGGCUUCGUUCAAGUUGACAGGAAACUCUAUCUUGGUGCCAGUUUUCAGCGCACCUCUGUGGUGGGAGGCAAACAAUAUAAAGGUUUCUUUGCACUCCAUCAGGAUCGGAAAACGAACAACUUGUUGGUGUCAUACAUGAAGACAUACAUAGGGUAUUGGCCAGGGGAAAUUCUACCGUAUUUGGAGAAUGGAGCGAAGGAGGUAGUAUAUGGCGGAUUCACGUAUACUCCGUCCGAAAACAUGCAUCCAUGGGAUGUUGUUAGCCCACCGAUGGGUAAUGGGAGAAAACCUCUGGAUGAAGAAGUUGGUCUAAGCCAUACUUGCUAUAUGCACUCUGUUAGACAUGUGACACAAGAUUAUAUAAGUGUCGACAUUGAUACCGUCAAGUUCGUCGAAGAUGCGGACGUAGGUAGAUGUUACGAUGUGAUUAUUCAAGAUCCUGGCAAGUAUGGACAAAUGUUUACCUUCGGUGGACCUGGUGGUUACUGUGAGUGAUCUUUCUUUCUUGUUUUGUUACUUCUCUUUGAUUUAAUAAACAUCAUAUACAAUUCAUAUAUAAAAUUACCGAGUUUAUUCUCUGA
Molecule: messenger RNA, 1200 nt
Organism: Capsella rubella
Lineage: Eukaryota; Viridiplantae; Streptophyta; Magnoliopsida; Brassicales; Brassicaceae
Exons: 7
Coding region: 98-1114 (338 amino acids)
Source: RefSeq, a predicted model, not a curated record